ACAAAGUAAAAUUAAAAGUAAAAAAAUUAAUUCGUUGCAGUCUGAAUUCUGAAUCUUAAUUUUUUCGAAGAAUAAUAACGUUUCUUCAACAUUAUUUAGUUUAAUUGGUGAUUUACUCUAAAUGGAUGGAUUUUUUAGCAUAAUUUCAGCAAAGCGAUAUUUUAGCUAGCUGGUACUAAUUCAAAUUUAUAUACGUGUUUACAUAUUAGCAAUAAAAAAUAUAAAUUUAAUUGACAUCCCAAUUGUGUAAGGCUACUGGCCAGUGUAAUUGCCCUGGCUACAGAAACUAGAUUUCAUAUUAUGAUAGGCUUCACAACCUAAAUACAAUGUCAGUGAUUCUUACAAAGAUACACAAAACAUAUAAAAUUUGACAUAGAGAGUGUAGAAGAGCAAAAUACGCCAUAAAACAGAAUUUCCAAGUGUAAUCGGAUGAAUUGAUGGAACACAUAUACACAUUUCAGCACCUAAAAAGAACUGUAGUAUCUGUAUAUUAAUAUCCAUUCCUAAAGAAGUAAAUCCAAUCUUGUAAAUUCCUUAACAACAAGGGACCUCAUGCAGAAAACGUGAGCUUGAGCUCAGACUCGAUUUUUUGAGUAAAAGGUGCUUUUACUCACUGCUUUCGUUUGAUCUCAUCUUGCUCAGUUUGAACGAAGUUAGAUGAGCUAGUGCUCAUUUUCAUAUGCAUAAAUGUUGAGGCUGCCUUAUAGUUGACUCGCGUACACUCGGAGUCGCCUUUUUGAGGAGUCAGAAGAAACACAUAGUGGCCCUCAGUAACAUUGAUAAAAUUUGGAUUCCAAAAUGGUAUACCCACAAAGUUGCUUGGAGAGUAUAAUAGUUUUGUUCACAAACUAAACGAGUUAGAUAUAGAGUUUUAUUUAUACCAAAGUGAUCAGGGUGACGAGUGGAGUUUAAAUCCGGAUAUCUGUCUUUCUGUCCGUCCGUCUGUGCAAACUUUAACUUGAGUAACAAUAGUCACAUAUCUUGAUGAAACUUGGUACACGUGUUUCUUGGCACCAUAGGAAGAUUGUUUUCGAAGAUGGGCGAAAUCGCACUGGGCACUGCCACGUCCACAAAAUGGCGGAACCCGAAAAGGCAAAAAGUGCCAUAACUAAGCCAUAAAUAAAGCUAUGAAAAAUCUAAAAUUAGGUACAAAGGAUCUCACUGUAAAGGGGCAUAUUUGGAUGUAAAUUGUGUACAUAUCUCGUAAACUACUAAAGCUAUAUCAAACAAACUUUCUGAAACCAUUUCUUUUAAUCGGAUUAUAACCACGCCCACCUUCUAUACAAAGGUUAUGUUGAAAACUAUUGAAAAUGCUUUAAUUCAGUAAGGAAAAAUACCAGAAACCUGAAAUCCUUACUACAACUUCAUUAUAAAGAUGGUACAUAAGUGCUGCACUCAAAUUGGUAUACAAAAUUUUAAAUUGGCUCCUCCCACUUAUGGGUCCAAAACCAUACCAGAAACUAAUCCACCAAUUUCAAUGAAAUUCUGUUCAUAAUAAUUUCCCUUGCAUCCCAGGCCAAAUCGGUUCACAACAACGGCUACUUCCUAUAUACCAGAACUGUGAAGUCAAUCUAAAUCGUUUACUUUACAAUAUAUAAAGUAAGCACUAGUGAAGAUAUCGGAACAGAACUUUGCACAAAUACUGCAUUUAUAGUGUGGCCCUUCUAAAAACCGACCAUUAGUUUUCAGGAUCCCAUACAUCUACUAAUCUUUUUUUUUUACCGAGAAUAUUGGAAAGUCUCUCAGAUAUUUUGAAGAAAUUCAUUGAGAAUAUUUUUCUUCUAAUAAUAUGCCUCCGUGACAAAAAUGGAUAAAAUCGGGUCAUAACUUCACCUAACAUGGGACCUAAUAUUAAGGUAUCCAACUAUCAAAGUACUUUAUACCAUAUAUAAGACGAAUAUGUGGAUCAAAUUGUGUGUUAUAUUAAUAAAAUUAAUUGAUUAAUCGCAAUUUAGAGAGUAUAAAAUGUUCGGUUACACCCGAACUUAGUGCUUUCCCCGUUAAUUGAAUGCUCAAUUUUUGCUCAAUUUCUUUUACACUUGUUUCUAGAGUUUUUUUUCUUUAAUGCUUGGUAAUUUUCAGGUAAAUAUUGAUUUUUUUUUUAGUUUUUCUACUAAUAAUUUAGGAAUGUCGUAAGUUUCUAUUUUAUUAUUACUAUUUGAUCCUAUUUCUACUUCACUUUCACUUGACGACACGUUUGCACUUCUAUAACAAUUAGAUGUUUGAUCUCCCUUUGCUCAAGUAACUGCAAUUUGUUUGAACUAAUUUUUAUGCAUACGAAAUUGAGCAAAAGCUGUUGCUGUUUGAUCGAACUCGACUUACGAGCAAUUGCUCACAUGCCUCAACUCAGCGCUUUUACUCGUUUUUAUGCAUGAGGCCCAAUAUGCUAAAAUAGAUUUUGGCAAUUGACGAUCAGUUGCCUGUCAUAUUCGCCAGUAGCCUCUCUUUAUGUACCGUAGACCAAAAGGUAGCCUGAAGGCGACUAUACACAGACUAUUAUAGAUACACUAUUGUGGUGUAAGAGACAUAUUCUCGCGACGAACAUUUUAUUAUGAUUCUUGUUUGAGGUUUUUUGCGUUAUCUCAUCAUUCAAGAAAAACAUUUAGUAUUGCUUUUAUUUUAAUAUGUCAUUCCAAGAUUUGCAGUGCAUACCGAAUUUUUUGGUAGUAAAUAUCGAGCCCUAACCGCAAACAUACAAAAAUGCGAACGAUAAACUGAGCUACAGAUGGGGUGUAAGAACUUUGGUAUAUGGCAAAAUGUAAUUGCAUUUCUUAAUUUUGAUAACUAUGUUAUCGAUAAAGCGUAGUGGUUUAAAAAGCAUAAUGAAUUUGUUUGUACUAUAUAUAGCGCCCUAACCGCAAAAGAACAAAAAUGUUAACGAUAAAAAUUGUCGACUGGUUAAAGCAAGUCUUUGUACAGGGUGAUCUUGUAACAAAAUUGCAUACUUUUAGUUGGAUAUUUAGAUUGCUGUGAAACAACCAAACUCAUCUUAUACUACAAGCAGUUAUUGAACGUAACACAAUGGACCAUUGAACUACUUGCAGUAAAGUUCAGCUUGUCUUUGUACUAACUAAAUAUUAUCGAAUGAAAGUUCAUGUGUUUAGGAUAAAAAUUCCAUUGAAACCCUAAUUGCCGAAAUUGUCUGGAGGAAAAUGAGAUGACAUCAGUUUUGUACUUCCAUUUGGAAUGUGCGGCUUACAGUACAGUAUCUAAGUUCUGGAAUCUUAUAUUUUCAUCACUGUCCAAGUGGAUCCAGUAUGUACUCUAAUCUAAUGCAUUUAUAUAUAUUUAUUAGAUCGAGAGCACCUCAAUAUGAUAUAUCUGGGCAUAUUCCUCACGAGUAUAUUAGAUCCCGAACAAAUAGACAAUAUUUCUGAAAACAGUUUAAGCUUUUUUGAAAAACCUUAUUAAGGGAAUCCAAAAGUGAAACAACUAGUAACUACCAAGCUUCAAAGAAAUACGAGGGAGGCUAAAACAAGGCACACACUGGAUAAUCUGAAUUUUAAUGCUUAAGACACCAACUGUUUGAAACACCCUACAAUAUUGACUGAAUUAAUCUUGUGUGGUUUCAUAGCGGCAGAAAAAAUUAAAUAAAUUUAAUGUAUAUGCUGCUUUGAUCGGAUAAUUCUGUUCAGUUUCAAAUUGAAAUCAUAACUGUAAAGUCUUCUUUCGGAUUUUAUAAAUUAAUAACGCGAAAAAACUAAGUACUUAGAUGUACAAGCAGUAAUAAGAACAAAGAGAAAAUGUUUUUUAUUAAAUAAACAUCAGUGCAAUAACACUAAAUCAAUUGGUUUAAAAAUGAACGCGUUAAAUUGCCGCACACACCGCUGUCUCGCUUGCUUUCACAAACAACUUGCGCUUAUCAUGAUAUUCAAUCUAACGCCGACAACAAGCGCAUCAUCACAAAUUGUAACAACAAUAGCGCCAACUGUGAGCGGACAACCUCUGGACAAUCCCGAGUGCUACGACACACGCUGUGAAUGCAACGAUGAUGAGAUUAAGUGUAUGAUAAAUGACGUUUCUAUACGUAUAUACAGCGAUUGGGGAUUGACUAAUAAUAUAACACUGCUCUUUGUAAACUGUACGGCGAAUACAAAUGCUAAGGAAAUACAACAAGCACAGUUCCCUUACCGCUUUCGACAUAAUGAGGCUGAAUUUGAAUUAAUCAAUUGUGCUGUCUUGCCAGAAAUAUUGAGGCGCGCAAGUAUUAACUACGCAGGUACUAUCAGGUUCGACGGCGCUUUACCUGUUCCUGUGCGUUUUUUACAAAACGCGGUGGGUUUGCAGCGCUUGAUCUUUCGUGUGCAUGUUAAUAGCAACGCAGUGGACAUAUUGCCCGCCCAACUGUUUCACAACCAAAGCGCAUUGAAAGAGCUAGAGUUAUACCUGUUUGGUGAGCUUAAUGAAAUAACACUACCGUCCCAAAUAUUUCAUACACUCUACGGGCUGGAGAACCUUGUAGUGCUCGCUCGUAAAAGUUAUUGGAUGGACGAUAAAAAAACUGUGCUGCGUAAUUUGACGGCGGAACAUUUUCGUGAUACAACAAAUUUGCGUAAAUUAGAUUUGGAUGAUAAUUGCUUGCAAAAAUUGUCGAGUGAACUCUUUGUCACACUAACCGAGUUAAACGAAUUGAUUCUGCGCAAUAAUGAUUUGGCGGCGCUGCCAAGUGGUUUACUGGGCGCGCAAGGAAAACUGAUAAAGCUUGAUCUUUCCUUCAAUCGGUUGCAGGCGUUUCCGCCUGGCAUCUUUGAUACGACGCCGCUUUUGUGGAAGCUUGAUUUGAGUUAUAAUCAAUUUAGUGUGCCUACAAAUAUUAUUGCUGCUGUCCAACCAUUGUGCUAUCUCUAUCGACUCGAUUUGAGUAGCAAUAAAUUUAAGCACAUUGCGGGCGCAGGUGAGUUUGGAAAUUAUACAUUACUCUCACGUCAGCAAAUUAGAGAAAUUAGUACAGCGCCACCUUUUUUCCAAUACUAUUUGGAGCAGCAAGAUAAUCUAUACGAUAAGACCUUCAUCGAUCUAACUUCUAAUCAUAUUGAAACAUUGCAUUUAAGAGAGAUCAGUGCUGCUAACAUGAGGUGUCCCUAUAAGCUCGAUUUCACUAAUAAUCAAAUAAAGCAUAUAUACGCAUUAAAUUUAAGAGCUCACAAUUAUGGGAAGUGUGUGCGUAGUAUAAUAAUAUGGAACAAUCCACUGCAAUGCGACUGCGCCAUAACAUGGCUCUACAACACAAACCUCUUGAUGGACUUUUAUGUGGAGUGGUUCACCGGCGAUACUUGCAAGGGGGAAUAUUUGUAUAAGAAUCUGGCUAUUUGCGCCUGGGCGCCAAGGUUUUGUCCCACCGCUUGCAAUUGCCAAUAUGACGCGAGAACGCUGCUAAUUAACUGCACCCACUCGCAUUUGAAGAAUAUUACAGAGCUGCCGCGCCCAGAGCAGGUUUCUUUAACGCAGAGUUCGCUUGAUAUUUCGUACAAUCAGUUUUAUGAAUUACCUUCGAAUGUGACCUUCGGUUAUGCCAAUGUAACGCGCUUGUAUGCGACACACAAUCGCCUAAAGAAUAUACAAAGCGCGCACUUGCCGCCGCAAUUGGAAGUGCUUGAUGUGCGCAACAAUAGUUUAGAGCGCUUGAGCGACAGUUUCGUACAAUACUUUCUCAAUGAGAGCGCCACUUUGCAGAAGCUUUAUCUCUCUGAGAAUCCAUGGCUCUGCGACUGUGGCGCUGAGCAGACGCUGAACGCCGUGCGCACACAUCGUAAGCGCAUACCCGAUGUAAAGCUCUUGGCUUGCGCUAAUCUAGAGAAUACCAGCUUGCUGCAAGCGCGCUACGAAGAUGUAUGUGUGCCUGAAUCAGUGCGCUUGGCGUGGUUACUUUUCAGCAUAUCACUGGUAAUUAUUGUUUUCAUAAGCCUAUUAGCGCUUUAUUAUAAAUAUAAUUUGGAGAUUCAUGUGUGGCUGUACGCGCACGGUUUGUUACUCUGUUGUAUUAGCGAAAAUGAGUUGGACAAGGACAAAACAUUCGAUGCAUUCAUAUCGUAUGCCCAUCAGGACGCACGUUUUGUAAAUGACAUUCUAUUGCCCGGUCUCGAGCAGGGUGAACCACAAUUUAGCGUAUGCACACAUGAGCGCAAUUGGCUGGCGGGCGCUUACAUACCCGAACAAAUUAUUGAGUCGGUCGCUCAAUCGCGUCGUACGAUUAUUGUACUAUCACAACAUUUCAUUGAAUCGGACUGGGCGCGCAUGGAAUUUCGUACGGCGCAUCAGUGCGCCUUGAAUGAGCGACGUUCGCGCAUUAUUAUAAUAAAGCAUGGUGAGCUUACCGACAUGACGGCGCUCGAUAAGGAGUUACGCGCCUAUUUGACUAUGAACACCUACUUGGAGUGGGUAGAGCAUCCAUGGUUUUGGAGUAAGCUGCGUUAUGCAAUGCCGCAUCGCAAGGGAGAGGGGCGCAGUGCCGGAAUGCUUGAGUUGAACGAACGUCGGAGAGCUUAUGUUAUUGGCGAUGUGGAGCGGAAUACGUUGCGUCAACUAGAUCAGUAGUAUUUGCAGUAAAUUAGGUGUGAAUAAACUUCUUUGUAUUGUAAGAUUCAAUUUAUAGUCAAUAUUUCCAAUAAAGGUUUGAUUGUAUUUAACUUUA
Molecule: messenger RNA, 6631 nt
Organism: Zeugodacus cucurbitae (melon fly)
Lineage: Eukaryota; Metazoa; Arthropoda; Insecta; Diptera; Tephritidae
Product: protein toll-like
Exons: 1
Coding region: 3799-6534 (911 amino acids)
Biological process (GO): immune response; toll-like receptor signaling pathway
Cellular component (GO): membrane
Molecular function (GO): protein binding; transmembrane signaling receptor activity
Source: RefSeq, a predicted model, not a curated record